UGAUUUGUACGAGGGAGAUGAACAUCAAGAGCUGCGACUGCGGGCUGCUCCGCGGGUCGUAAACAUCAACGCCGGAUCACCUGGUCGUCAACCUGCUCCUUCUACGGCCCCCGGAUCACAACAAGAACGCCUGAAUGCCCAUUUGUUCCAGAAGGUGAUGGGCCCUGUACCGGAGGUCACGGCGGGCACGCAAAACCCGCGCGAGCUGGGCGGUCUCCUCACAGAUGUGGAAAAAAAUCGACUGGAGAGCCUGCUGGUGUACAAGGAGCAGAUGC
Messenger RNA from Amoebophrya sp. A120, 275 nucleotides. Lineage: Eukaryota; Dinophyceae; Syndiniales; Amoebophryaceae. The record is from the annotation of a GenBank genome assembly.